Molecule: messenger RNA, 7743 nt
Organism: Biomphalaria glabrata
Lineage: Eukaryota; Metazoa; Mollusca; Gastropoda; Planorbidae
Exons: 7
Coding region: 323-2359 (678 amino acids)
Cellular component (GO): nucleus; cytoplasm
Source: RefSeq, a predicted model, not a curated record
UAGAUCUACCAUGUUUAUACUGUUAUUAGUGUUAUAGACUAGAUCUCUAGAAUAAUUAAAAUUAAAUCUAAUAAUAACUACUCAACUACUGAACUAGACUCGUGUGGAGGUCAAACCAUACAAUGGAUGAAUGAUACAAUGCAUGAAUGCCAUGAUUCCAUGAUGAUGAUCUGAUGUGAUCAGAUGAUGAUCAUGAUGCAUCACCAGUCGUGACCACAGACCAGUGAAUUCAAGAUGAAGGUUGCUUCAAGCCAAAUGUUACAGAGGAGGACAGCUUCUAAUAAAAUGUUUGUGUAGGCCUUUGGCUUGACACCAUGUCAAAAUGAUAAUUCAAAUAUUCAUACUUGUAUACAGCCUUAUCAUUUGUCGUUUCCUGACAGUGGACUUCAUAUUAUAUCAGAAUAAAAGCUCUGACUUUGGUCUCCUUGAAAACAACUGGCUAAGGAGGCAGCGUCCAAUUUUGAAUGUUGUGAAGUCAUCCAAGACAGUUUCAGAGGAAGAAAAAUGUGUACUAUGGAACCAACCCAAGUUGGAACUAAAGGAGAAAUGUUGCAACUUGAAAAAAAACAUUGAGGAUAUAACACAAAUUAGUGAAAGACUUGCUGCACAAAGAAAUGCAUCACUUUGCUUAAAUAAUAGCACACAUGUUGGAAGUGAUGUAGAUCAACCAACAAAUUCUUAUUCUGUAAAUAAUUCAACUAAAACAAAUGAAUUGUCAUGCUCUGUCUACUCUUUUCUUCAGUUACCAUUUUUGUUUGACUUUUAUGCCAUUAGUCUUUUAAAUUGUUUCAUUAAAUUUUGCCACUGUACUUUUUUAUAUUUCAUAAAAAUAUUGCAGUUUUUGCUUGUCUUUGUAUUGGAUUUGGCUGGAAAAAUAGUAAGCAUAAAAGAAACAAGAUUUUCUUGUGAUGUCAGUGUGCGGAAAAUUAUUAUACAGUUGUCACUUUUAAACACUUGGUUACAUUUAAAGUCUUAUUAUGGUGUGAAAGUUUUAAGUACUAAAUGUUUUACAUCUGUAAAUAAAUCACUGCCUCAAAUACAUACUGCCAAGUUUAACAAAAAUUCUGAAGGCUAUAAACACAUUUUCUCAUCCUCCUUUUGGACAUCUUACUUGUUUGAUUGGUUACUGUAUCCAGUAUUUAGCUUGUCCAGACUUGCAUCAUUCAGGCCACUCACAACAUUGGAAAGUCCAGUUUCUUUCUUAAGUUUAUCAGAAGCAGGAUUCAGUUACUCGGGAGAUAAUUCCUUUAUUGUCUGCGAAGGGUGUGGUAAAAAAAAUGACUUUCGUCAGAUAGCAGGAGAUCCAAACAGUUGUGUUUAUCAUAAUCCUGGCUGUACAUUUGUUCGACAAGACGAGGUGGACAAUGGCCACAUUCAAACUGAUUCAUCACCUAGUUCCAUACCUUUGUUGAAUACAAACAACUCAUCUGAACACUUAGCUGCAAAUCAUGUACAAGAAAUUUCAUCUUUGGACACACAGCUUUCAAGAUUAGCAACUUCUGUUUCACUUGGUGAGCCUAACCGUGGACCACCUUCGAGCCUUUCUACAGCGAUCAAUUCAACUGUUAUAGGUGCUUCCAAUAUUCCCCAACAGACUGGUUCCUUACUGCUAGGACAUCCCUGUUACCCCAUCUAUAUCGCACUACAGAAAAGAUAUGAAAGUUUUAAUAAGUGGCCAAUACCUCAUAUUCAGAGCCCUAGAGACUUGGCUGUUGCUGGUUUUUUUUUUGCUGGUUAUGAUGACUGUGUCCGAUGUUACUAUUGUGGUCUGGGACUGAAGUCGUGGAAACUAGGGGAUGAUGUUUACACGGAGCAUGAGAAGCUGAGACCCUCUUGUGAGUUCCUCCAGAGCCAACGUUAUAUCAGCAGUACUGGACCAGCAAGAGAUGUGAGACCCAGAACCUCUUCAAGUCAGAAUGAAGCGCCUCAUGCUUCUGGCAGAGUUCCACCUUCUGUAAGGCAACCAAUUGGCGCCAGGACAUCAUCCAUACUUCAGGUAGACUCUGUCUUAACAGAUCAGUCUACACCAGAUGGAGCCACUGGUGGUAGAAAUGUACCAGACUUAGAAUGUGAUGGAGUGAGACCUGGCAUGACUGCUGUUCAAACUGAGGAAACUGACUCUGGUGCUAAUGCCACAGCUAGAGCAGUUGAUAAGAAUACCACCAAGUCUUUGCUAAAGAAGGAGAACAAAUACCUUCACCAGCUCCUGACUUGCAAGGUAUGUGAGCAAGCACCCAUCAAAGAUUUGUUCCUGCCCUGUGGUGACCUCUACGCCUGCACUGAUUGUGCUCAGAAAUUGAGUCAUUGCCCACUUUGCAAUAAGAAAAUAAUGGGAACAGUGACGGUCUACUUCUCUUAGUCUGUCCAAACACUUUGCAGUUGGAUUCGCUUGAUAUGGGCUCUUGGUUUUUCACACAGUGUUCUUGGUAGAGGCCCUCCCCCCCAUCUCUACUUCAUUGUCUGAGCUGCUAACCAGGGAAAUCAGGAACUGCUUCAUCUUAAUCUGAAGCUGGAUUUCAUAUGCUGAAGCCUUAAUUUUUAAACCUUUUUAUCACAAGCUUAAAUCUUUGCUAGUUGAAAAUUUAUUUCUAGAGUUCAUGAGUGGAUUUUAAAGCUUUGGUUGUUGAUGGCUAAGAAUUUGUGUCCCAUCACAUUACUAACACUUUUAAUUAUUCACAUUCCUAGGUUUUAAGUAAAUAAACUAUUCUAUCCUGGACCUUUUAGGUCUAGUUGACGUAAUGCCUUAGUAUUCUCAGUCCAGGGAGAAAAAUUUAAUCUGGUAGCUGGGUCUUUAAAAAGCUUGAUGAUAGCAGAGUAAAAGUCCAUUUUGAUGUCCCAAAAGAUCCUUAGUUAUUAGACUUUAUGAAAGAGAGCUUAUAAAACUAUUAACCUGUUCUAGUUUGAAAAAAAACAACUUCAUUUAUUUGGUGUUUUUUUUCAUUCAUUUGUACCAUUCUGAUGUCAUAUGCGGCUGUUGAUUGUCAAACCAUUUAUACUGCAUAAAAUAAAUGAAUUAAUUUUUUUCUAAGCAGGAAUAAUGACCCAAACUCUGUUAAACUGAAACUAAAUGUAUUAUUUUAAAUUAAAUUGUACACACUUGUAAAGUUCACAUACAUAAAUUUUGUUUACACUUUGCAAACUUAGAUAUACUUAUGUAAAGGGGCAUUCAUUUUAGUUAUUUCUAGAUUCAUUUGCAUUUAAAUCUAAGUUGAGCUUCAAAGAGACUUCCAGCAUUUUUUUUUAUAUAAAUAUAAUUGUUCUUGCCUUCUUGCCAUAUUUUUGGCUUAACUCUUUGGCUCCGCAACAACGACAGGACGUUGAUUUUAAAAAAGGGGAAAAGAGUCGGACCAACGCUGGGGGCAUCGGCUAUUUAAAAUUUAUUUUUUCGUUUCUAUUUUUCCAAUUCAUGUUUUUUAUUGUUUAAUUUUUUAUCUAGAAUAGUUUCCCUUUGCUAAACAUCCGGAAUUUCCUUCAUUUAACGUGUUUUUAUUUUGUACGAAGUUUGUCAAGAAAUGACAUUUAUUUUGUCUCUGUGCGUGUUUUUUUAACAUGGAGCUUCAACCAAGGCCACAUAAACUUUGUAGAUCUAAAUAUUUCUUUGAUGAAGAAGUAUAAUAAUUCAGAUGACAGUGAUUUUGUUUCAUCUGAUGGUGAUAUUGAUAAAUCUAAUUAUAUAGUCUAGAUCUAGUAAAUUAAUUUAUAGAUCUAGAAUCUAGGGCUAGGUCUAGUAAUGAUGAAGUUUAUCAGCUGAUGAAGCAGCUCCACCCCCAGCUAAUGUUCAAUGUAGAUCUAGAACUAGUUUAGCUGUCUCUAUAUCAUCUAGAUCUAAAUCUAAUCAGAUAGAGGUAGAUCUCUAGAUCUAUCAUUUAGGCACUGAAACAGAUCAAUUUCAGAUAAUAGUGAGCAAUAUAUUGUCAAGGUCUAUAUUUAGACAAGUCUGAAUAUAACUAUAGCUGUUUUAAAAGCCUAGUAACAUUUAUUGUGAUAGUAUGCAGUUUUUAUGUUACAUUUCUAGUGUGGUGCAAUGCGAUGAAAGUUACCAGCAUUUUAUACAAGCUUAUAUCAACUUACUCUGUCUGUCUGCAUGUCUUGUAAAAUGUUUGAAUAUGUUUUUUCUGCCAUGUCCCAUUCUCUGAUCAAGUUAAAACUUUGCACUACUAUUCAUUGAUCCUGAGAAGACAUGCAUAAAUCCAAAAAAUUAACCAAUUAGUUAAUUAAUUAUUUUUGAUGAAUUAUUUUUUUUUAUAUUGAAAUAAGGGAAAAAAUCUACAUAAUGAGAGAUGUGGAUGUAUAUAUGGAUUUAAUCCCCUUAUUAUGUUUUAAAAUGUUUUUUCUGCCACUUCCCCUUCCCGGAUCAAGUUGAAAUUUUGCAUAUCUAUUCAUAGUCGAUGACAACACAUGAAUCAAUCCAAAUAUUAACCGAUUAGUUAAUCAUUUAGUACUAAUUAAUUAAUUGUGUUUUAUAUAGCGGAAAGGAAGCUAAACCCUGUAAUUUUGAAAUAAGUGUCAGUAAUUAGCAGUUCUCUCUUAAAUAAGCUUUGCUUUUAAAAAGUAUUCUUUUUUCUAGUGCUUUUUAAAAUUUUAUUAUAAGAAAAGCUCUUCAUGUCUAAUUCAAAAUGAAAACAAACUUUGCUAAUCUUUGAGAGUCAAAACAGAAUUUGUAUAGCUCUUUUCAUUCUUUGUUCUGUAUCUAAAAAAAAAAGCUUAUAAAGUGAAAGUGCCAUCACUGCAAUGUAAAAGGCCAACCCAUAAAACUGAUUGUUUAUCAAGCUUUUUUUUUUUUUUGUUCUAAAGGUCUGAAAGUAUCUUUUUUAUAAACUUGAUAAAAUGUUGUUUGUAUUAAUAAUUAAAAAAAAAAAGGUUACCUCUCUUUGCUUAGGAGUUAGACACAACUUUUAAAAAUAGAAGUCUACUGGCUUGAAUGUCUAUUUUUGUUAAAAAUUACUUACAUUUAAACCUUGAACUUGUCAGUCAGGAAUUCUGCUUCAAGCUUUAAAAAUUUAAUUUGAAAUCAAUUUUAAUUUACACAAUCCUCAAUCUAUGCACUCCUUUCAUUCAUAUUUAACACUUAUAGUUAAACAGAAAAAGAUUAAAGAUAGGAUACUUAAAUGCUAGUUUAUAAAAGGAAUAAUUCAGCAAACUUUACUUUUAAAAUAAAUGAAUAAAUAAAUGAAUGAAAGAAUAUUGUUAAAAAGACAACAUUAAAAAUACUUUAAAAAAAAAACAAAGCUUAUAUUAAGUGUAAUUGUAUCAAUUAGUUUGGAUCAGACAUAUAAUUAUAUGUAUAGUUAACCUAGACAAAAUAAAUCUGCAUGAUUAGAAAUAUUUUUACUAAUUGUUUUUGUUUAGCUUUUAGCUUUUUCAAUUUGCUGUAAUCCUAUCACUUGUCUUACUAGUUGUGAAAGGGGGAGGGAAGAAGGGGGUAUUUUGGUGAAUGUUUACAUGAUCGUUUUUUAAAUGCAUAAAGAUGAGUCCUCAAAGGGACUAAUUCAUCUUAUACCAGCACAUCUGUCAAGUAGGAUUUAUUUUCCUUGUUUAAGAUACCAAACAAAAUAAUAAAUUACCAAUAGUUACUUCAAUAAUUGGUUAAUUUUUUUUUAUUGAUUCUUGUGUUGGCAGGUAAAAGAAAUAAUUUUGCGAAAUUUUAGCUUGAUAACAAGUACAAACUUUUUACCAUACAGACAGGUACACAGACUGAGUGAGUUGAUAUAAGCUUUGUAAAAAAAACAAAAGUUUCUGCAGCACACAUUGAUGGCAUUUAAUAAAGUUUCUCCUAUUUGUAUGUUUCCUGCUAAUCUUAUAAUUUUUUAAAGCUAACUUAUGUAUGACAUGUUAGACUUAGGAACAUUUAUUUAUGAGGAAUUGUUUGAAAGUUACAAGACAUUUUUUCUAAUAAAUGUUCACUGCUCUGCUAUUGCACAUAUUAUGGAUAAGCCACUUUUAUGAAUCCCACUUCGGUGGCAAAAAUCAAUGGCUUACUAUCAAGGGAGGCUCGAGCUCGAAUCCCAAUUUGAGCUAAGUUGUGUUUGUUGAAUUCCUAAAGGCAGCACUGAAACUUCUAGAAUCCUCUCCAUCCAUUGGUUUAAAAAAAAGAGAUUGAACCAUAGAUAUAAACAUGAAAGUUGCAAUAAUUUUUUAAAUAUUCAAAACAAACAAAAAAAGAUUUUAAAAAAUAUACUGACCUUCAGGAAAACCUCUUUCCUUUGUUUAAACAUUUUUGAUUAACCAUCACCUUAUAAAGGUUUAAGCUACACAAAGAAUGAAAUUAUUGAAAUUUUUUCUCUUUUUGUCAAAGAUUUUCAAUAGUUAUGAUUUUUUUAAUAUAAAUUAAUAAAAGCUUUGUGUGGUAUAUUUUUUUUUUUUUAAAGUUUUUCUAUGAUCAAUAAGUUUUGUUCUCCUUUUACUAUUUUCUAUUCUUUUGUUAUGUUGCGGCAAUUUGUAUAAAUAUUUUGAUUUUCUUUUAAAAUACCUCUUACGAAGUUUCAGUCCAUAUAUGACCUGAUAAAAUCUUUAGCUGGACUGUUAAACUUGUUUGUGUAAAUCUGACUGGACACACUCCUUACAAUUAUAAAACAUUUCAAGAGAAAAAAAUUGAAUGAGAAAUCUUAGACUACAGCUUCAUGAAGGAUGAAUUGAUUUUAAGAAAUUAUUAUGUUACUUGUUAUUUGGUAUCUAUUACUGUUGCAUGAGUGUAACUGUGAAGAAGAUAAUAAGAUUAUCUAGCGUUAUGUUACUCUAUCAAACCUGGGCAUUUCUCAACUGACAUUCCAUUUCUUUUGUUGUUAUACUUUUAUAAAAUGUAUCAAUUACAUUUUUUUCUUUUUUAAAUUAUAUAACUCCAAUACUUGUUUCAAUAACUCCUUUAAAAACUGCUAUGCUCUUAUCCUUGUAAUAAUGGUAUGUUUUUUUCAUGUCCAUGUGAAAUGUUGUGGUCAUCCUUAAUCUCAAAAUCGCAUUGCUUUUAUUAAUGUUGUGGUUAAUGCCUGGAGGCCAAAAAAAAAAAGAGUUGAGAUUGUUUUGUUCACAUUCACUCAUGUAUUUGAUUAUUCUUCUCCUAUAUUUAUUCCAGCCCCAGUUUGACAAAACACUUUUAUCAAAUCACUCUGUACCUCUCUUCUUCUCUUGCAUGUUUAGAUGUUUGCAAUUGAAUUUUUGACAAACUUUUGUCUGAAUCAACCAAUUAGUUUAUUAAUCAGUGAUAAUUAAUUCAUUUUGUUUUAUACACAAAAUGUACUACACUAACCUAUAUAGUAAUAUUGUUUUCUAUAUUAACUCACUACUGUAUCAGUGCAUUUUAAUUAACUUUUUAAAAAAAUUUUUAAUGUGAUUUAUUAUCUUUAUUAUCUUGAAUGCUGUUAUAGUAGGCCUAUAGUAAAGUUCCCUUUUCAGACCUUGUGGUCUUUAGGGCAGAUGCCUCUGAGUCCACCCAGCUCUAAUGGGAACUUGACAUUAGCUAUGGAAAAGUAAAGGGAGUUGGUUGUUGUGCUGGCCACAUGACACCCACAUUAACCUUAGGCCACAGAUUUUUAUAUCAUUUUUCCAAAAAUUUUCAAUAUUUCUUGUUAAUGUUUUCAAGACACUGAAAUAUGUUAUCAGUAUUAUUGAUAACCUUUUAAACAGUUUUUUAUGCUCCUGCCAUUGUGGGUGCUAAGUUUGUUAUUGUUUAAAAAGUUUUUUGCGCUUCAAUUAAUGGAUCAAAAGUACUGCUCCUGUUCAUGAAUUGAAAUAAAUAGAGAAAACACA